Tribolium madens (black flour beetle) is the source of this 810-nucleotide messenger RNA. RefSeq names its product RING finger protein 141-like. The transcript is spliced from 4 exons. Bases 61 to 732 code for a protein of 223 amino acids. Gene Ontology annotation, biological process: protein autoubiquitination. Gene Ontology annotation, molecular function: ubiquitin-protein transferase activity. The record is from RefSeq and is a predicted model, not a curated record. Lineage: Eukaryota; Metazoa; Arthropoda; Insecta; Coleoptera; Tenebrionidae.
UGUAGACGUCAGCUGUCACCUGACAAAUCCUAUUUUACAUGUGAUUUAUUUUGUACAACAAUGGGACAACAGAGUUCCCAAUUUCAGGAGUAUUUUAAUGAUAUUGUCUCGGAUGAGCCUAUACUUACAUUACUUUCUGAAGAAAUUCAUACUUUGAGUUAUGAAAAAUUUUUGACAAUACUUGGGGAGCUCAACCAACUUUCAAAACAACGUUUAGAUUCAGAAGGGAAGCAAUUAGUUUUUGCUGUUAAGAAAGGGACUGAUUCUACUGUUUUCUGGAAAGCUACUGUGCAAAUAGCUUGCGUAAAAAUUGAUUCUAACACUCAGAAAGUGCAUACAUACCGACUGUUAAAUCUCUACGAGUUUUUAAAAGUGUUCAAGACACUUAAAUGUCAGUCUUCAGCUGAAGAACAGAGCAGGAGUGGAAUGUCUGUUUCACAAGUGGUCAACAAUAUUAAAGAUAAUCCUGCAGACAACACAAAAGAAUGUUGCAUUUGUUUAGAAAGAAAACAUGAAGUUAUUUUACCCUGUAUGCACAGUUAUUGUUUGCCAUGUAUAGAAGAAUGGAAUGCCAAUCACGAUACAUGCCCGAUUUGUAGAGAAAAAUUGGAGAGUACUGAUGAUACCUGGGUUAUAUCAGAGGUACCAGAAGCAGAAGAAAUUAGUAAAGAAAUCAAGUCCAGUUUAAUGGAACUUGCUGAAGACAAAGAAUCUCCCUGUUUACCUUCUUAAUGUGUGAGGUAUUGAUUUUAAAUCUUAUUAAAUGUUGUUAAAACGUUAUUUUAUGAAUCUACAAAUAUAUUUAAUAAA